AGUAAUAACGACACAAUGUUUAUUGUCGAACUUUACUACUCUUUAUAAAGUGUUUUUAUAAAAAAAUAUAUAUUGCACGAGUGAUAUAUCCAAAAUUCAGGCAUCGUUGGUUUUAUAGACGAAUUAAUGAAUUUUUAACAAAUUAUUUUGUAUAUUAAAAAUAAUAAGUAAUACUAACGUAACGCUGUCAUUAAUAUUUAAAUGUGGAAAGUAAUUUAGUUUGAAGCGAACUAUCGCAGCGGCAAACGUUCGAUAAUUUCGUUACGAAUAUUUAAAUUAUUAUGCAUAUUUAAUCAAAAUAAUAUGGCUAAGAUACUGACAAAAGUGAUUUUACCUAAUAAGGGCCAAUAUACUAAACCUUUAUUUCUAUUUUUAGGAAAGUCUCUACGAAAUGGAUUACAUUCAGAUGUAGCUGUAAAAGAAAUCAAAAUACCGAUACCCGGGGGCUAUAUAGCAGGUAAACUGUGGGGUAACGAUCAGCAACAACCAAUUCUUGCUUUACAUGGAUGGCAGGAUAACUGCGGGGUAUGGGACCCUUUAGCGGCUAUGCUCUGUGAUAAAAAGCCUCUACUGGCAAUCGAUCUACCAGGCCACGGUCUUUCAUCAUGGCAACCACCAGGUGCCUACCAAGACACCUGGGACGUUGUACAAUAUAUUAUAGAGUUAAAGAAUUAUUUCAAAUGGGACAAGUUGUCUAUGCUGGGUCACUCAUUAGGAUCGGUUGGAGGUCUGCGAUAUGCUGGUUUGUACCCUAAAAACGUCGAAUUUUUUAUAGCCGUUGAAAAUCUUGUAUAUGAAGAUCUUGAUACUGACUUCGUUCUGAAAUAUCUUCCUAAGGAGUUAGAGAAAUAUCAAAUGUGUCAACAUCUUCACAACAAAGACCCACCGGAAGGUACGAUGGAGGAUCUAACUUAUAAAUUAUAUACUGCGAUGAAUAAAUCUGUAGAUAAGCAAAAUAUGCACUAUUUAACACAACGAGCCAUAAGGCCUUCAAACAGGGAUCCAACCAAAUUUUGUUAUACAAGAGAUAUUCGUUUAAAAUGUAUGUCCAUGAAGCCGUCAAAAAAAGAGUUCCUAGAAAGGUUAUUUAGCCGUGUCUCGUGUCCGUUGUUGUAUAUUAAGGCAGCUAACUCGUCUUAUAAAUUAUCUGACGAACACUGUUUAAGGGUGAGAGAAAUACUAGAAAAAAAUAACCCGAAUUAUGAAAGCCACACCGUUGAGGGUAGCCAUCAUGUCCAUGUAAAUAACCCAGAGAGACUGGCGCCGAUAAUCAUAGAUUUCUUCAGAAAACAUAAGAUUCACUAAAUAUAUGGAAUGAAUAUAUUUUAGACUAUUAACUUGAUGUUAGGAAAUUAAAUUAUUUACAGCGAAAUGAUAAAAAUUUACUACGUUUGCACGAAAUAUCGUUAAAAUGUAUAUUAUAUCGCAAUAUAUUUAUUUAAUAGAAAACGUGGGAUUUUAAUUAUGAAAAUUUUAUUAUGGGUGUGAUUUUAAUGGAUUUUAAUUAUGAAACUUUUGUUUUUCGUAUAAGUUUAUCUGAUGUCCAGUAUAUAAUUGUUCUUAUAACAAAUUCACGAUUUUUUUUGUUAAAUAACACGAAAUACAACUAUGCAUGCAAA
Molecule: messenger RNA, 1619 nt
Organism: Pieris napi
Lineage: Eukaryota; Metazoa; Arthropoda; Insecta; Lepidoptera; Pieridae
Product: probable serine hydrolase
Exons: 3
Coding region: 304-1305 (333 amino acids)
Source: RefSeq, a predicted model, not a curated record